CGCCCGGGACCCGGCCUCUGAGAGCGGAAAUUCCUGCACCGGCCGGGAAGCUGCGGGCGGAGCUCAGCAUGGAUCCCGUGGAGACGUGGACCCCCGGGAAGGUGGCAGCCUGGCUGAGAGGCCUGGACGAUUCCCUACAGGACUAUCCCUUUGAGGACUGGGAGCUGCCUGGCAAGUACUUGCUCCAGCUGUGCCCCCGAGGCCUGGAGGCUCUGACAGUGUGGCCUCUAGGCCACCAGGAGCUCAUUCUGGAAGGGGUGGAACAGCUCCGGGCCCUGAGCACUGGGCUACAGACAGAGAACCUGCAGAGCCUGGCAGAGGCACUGCUGGAGGGGACCCAGGCCUUCCAGAGCUUAUUCCAAGCAUGCCUGGGGGACACCGCUGAGAUCCCCACUGAAGUCCUCAGUGCGGCUGUGAAGCUGGUGCGUGAGGCCCGUGCUGUCCUCUUCUGGCUCAACAGGUUCCUCUUCUCCCAGUUAAACGACUUCUCAGCCUGCCAGGAGAUCGGGGCGCUGUGUGGGGAGCUGAGCCAGGCUUUGCAAGAGGACUGCCCAAAGGCUGACAAGGAGAGCAAAGUCCUGAGGAUCUGCAGCCACGUGUCUGGAAUCUGUCACAACAUCCUGAGCUGCACCCCAGAGGAGCUGCUGGAGCAGAAGGCUGUGCUACAGCAGGUGCAGCUGGACGACCCGUCGGGCCUGCAAAUCCAAACCACCACCAACUGCCUGCACUUUGUGUCCUGCGUGGGCACCCAGGUCCCCACCGACUCCCACCUGCAGAUCCUGCCUGGAGAUGAGGUGGUCCAGAUCAACGAGCAGGUGGUGGUGGGCUGGCUCCAUAAGAACGUGGUGAGGGAGCUGCUGAGGGAGCCCGCCGGGGUCAGCUUAGUGCUGAAGAAGGUUCCGGUGCCGGAGACCCCUCCGCAGACACCCCUGGACUCCCCUCACCUGGGAAGCCCGUCGCUGGCUGUGGCUCCCCUGUCUUCCAGGGUCCCAUCUGAAGAAGACUUCGCCUUCGACCCGACUUCAGACCCAUAUCCUACGCCCAGCCCUGCUUGGACAGGGAGUGUCAAAGCCCCAGCAGACUCUACCUGCCUUGAACACGAGCCCCUGCCCACCACCCCUGCCUCUCCAGCCACAUUCCCAGCAGGAAUAGCGGAGACUCCCGGGUCCCCAGGACCCCCUGACAAGCAUCCACCCCUUGGUCAGAAGCGAUCCAAAGGCGUGGCGACAAAGCUGAGCCGGCGGCGGGUGUCCUGCCGCGAGCUGGGCCGGCCGGACUGUGAUGGCUGGCUCCUGCUGCGCAAGACACCCGGGGGCUUCAUGGGUCCACGCUGGCGCCGCUGCUGGUUCAUGCUCAAGGGACACAUGCUAUACUGGUACCGGCAGCCCCAGGAUGAAAAGGCCCAGGGCCUCAUCAACAUCUCCAACUAUAGUCUGGAAAGUGGACAUGAUCAGAAGAAAAAAUAUGUGUUCCAACUCACGCAUGAGGUGUACAAACCCUUUGUCUUUGCGGCUGAUACCCUCUCUGAUCUGAGCAUGUGGGUACGGCACCUCAUCACCUGCAUUUCCAAGUACCAGUCUCCAGGCCGGACCCCCUCAGCUCGAGAAGAAGACUGCUACAGUGAAACAGAAGGGGAGGACCAUGACGAGGACACCGGGUCCCGCUCAGCCUCACCCAGCCCAGCGCAGUCUUGGAGUCCGCUCCACGGAGACAUGUCCCCCGCGGCCUCCCCGACGACGCAGCGCAGCCUGCGGGCCUCCCUGGCUGCCCUGACAGACAGCAGUGAGGGAGCACUGGAAGGAAUGGUUCGGGGGCUGAGGCAGGGCGGCGUGUCCCUGCUGGGCCAGCCACAGCCCCUGACCCAGGAGGAGUGGCGGAGCUCUUUCAUGCGGCGCAAUCGAGACCCCCACCUCAACGAGCGAGUGCACCGCGUGCGGGCGCUACAGAGUACACUGAAGGCAAAGAUGCAGGAGUUGCAGGCCCUGGACGAAGUGCUGGGUGACCCUGAGCUGACCGCAGAGAAGUUUCGCAGGUGGAAGGAGCAGAACCAGGAGCUGUACUCAGACUGCCUGGGGGCCUGGGGAGUGGUCCCCGCGGAGGCCAGCUCCCAAGCCCUGACCUCUGGCUCCGGAGAACAGUCUCCCCAGUCCCUCCCCUCUAACACUGAGGAGCCCUCCCAUCUUUGCCCCUUGACCCCAGAGAACAACCUCCAACCUCCUGACCUCUGACCCUGGCCAGCACCCUAGCUCCUGACCCCUGACCCUGAGGACCACCUCAUCCCCAGCCUCUGACACACCUGGGGCGGCUAGGUUCUGUUCAGGGCUGGCAAUAGUGCCAAUGCCAUUUCUGCUCCUGUCUCCCCUAGAGUGGGGUAAAGUGAGCUUUCGCCACCUCGUUCCUGAGAACCCCCCCAUUUCAGAUUUGAGGGGCACAGCCUGACCCCCACUGUCCCUCAGCAGUGCUCAUUUCCUCGAACUGGUUCUGGACAGGUGUUUAUUUAAAUGAGAUGUGUUUUUCCAGCAAAUAAAGUCGAUUUCUCUGAAGUGCA
Chinchilla lanigera (long-tailed chinchilla) is the source of this 2548-nucleotide messenger RNA. RefSeq names its product connector enhancer of kinase suppressor of Ras 1 (gene Cnksr1). The record is from RefSeq and is a predicted model, not a curated record. The coding region runs from base 69 to 2228 and encodes 719 amino acids. The transcript is spliced from 21 exons. NCBI's taxonomy places the organism in Eukaryota, Metazoa, Chordata, Mammalia, Rodentia, Chinchillidae. Gene Ontology annotation, molecular function: protein binding.